This is a messenger RNA of Cucurbita pepo subsp. pepo (vegetable marrow), 795 nucleotides long. RefSeq lists its product as uncharacterized. NCBI's taxonomy places the organism in Eukaryota, Viridiplantae, Streptophyta, Magnoliopsida, Cucurbitales, Cucurbitaceae. The record is from RefSeq and is a predicted model, not a curated record.
AUGGCUGUCACUCAUCAGGAUCUUCUUCCAUGUCCAAGGAGAUCUCAAUUGGGCACCAAAAUGGGCACUUUUCUCAUGGUUUUGACCAUCUUUUGUGGCUCGUGUUGCUUCGUUCUUUGCCUAAUUGCCGAGUCCACUCGUUCUCGGGUGAUAUGGAUGGAUAUAGAUGAAAAUAAUAAGGUCGGAGAAAAGAGAUGCUCGUACAGCGGCAGCGGGAAGACGCCGCUGCUGUGCACGGUGAGCGCCUUUCUCGGGAUGGCGGUGAUGAUGGUGGUGCAACAUUUGUAUGUGUUGAUUGCAGUGAGUAAGUCGCCGCCGCCUGCUCUCAUUGCUUUGGAUCCUUCUUUUGCCAUUUCCAAAUUUCUAACCUUUCAAGGUGCUUUCUUCUUCGUUUCAACAUGGAUAAGUUUUGGCGUGGGAGAAAUUUUGUUGUUAAUUGGAUUGUUUGUGGAAUCCGGCCAUCUAAAGAACUGGUGGACUCCAAAACAGAGCUGUUUGGCGAUCAAAGAAGGUUUAUUUUCAGCCGCCGGAGUUUUUGAAUUGGCGACGGUGUUCCUCGCCGCCGGGCUGUACGUGACGGCGGCGCGUGCACAGAGAAUGUUUGAAGAGCAAGAAAACGUGAGAAGAGAGGUGGUGGCAAGUUACCAUAUCCACAAUUCACCGCCGCGGACGCCGCCGCUGCAGACAAUGCCGCCGGUUGGGAGAGAGGACCCUGUAAUCAUACAAAGCCACCAACAAGAGGCCCCCUUGUCGUCGCUGCUUCACACCGCCGCUUCCUGCAAACUCUCUCCUUAA